Eruca vesicaria subsp. sativa (arugula) is the source of this 234-nucleotide messenger RNA. The record is from the annotation of a GenBank genome assembly. NCBI's taxonomy places the organism in Eukaryota, Viridiplantae, Streptophyta, Magnoliopsida, Brassicales, Brassicaceae.
AUGGACCAGAUCAGAUUUAAAGAUGUUGUUGCAGCCAUCGCAAUCAUUUUUUUGUUGAACAAGCAAACGCAGUCUCCGUUGAUGCCGACUGUUAUGGACCAUGCACUAACCAUUGUGAACAAACUUGCAAACAGAAAGGUUACACAGGCUGGUUUUGCUCAGCUUUUAGAACCAAAUCUGGCUGUUGCUGUACACCACGAAAGAAGAAAAUCUUUGAACAAUCUGUUCAACUGA